This is a messenger RNA of Austrofundulus limnaeus, 2043 nucleotides long. It is a transcript of the gene gkup, whose product is annotated as glucuronokinase with putative uridyl pyrophosphorylase. The record is from RefSeq and is a predicted model, not a curated record. Gene Ontology annotation, molecular function: glucuronokinase activity; ATP binding. Gene Ontology annotation, biological process: biosynthetic process. Lineage: Eukaryota; Metazoa; Chordata; Actinopteri; Cyprinodontiformes; Rivulidae.
GUGUGAGUUGUUUACAUUACUGGAGAAACAAGUGAGGUUUUUCUUGUCGGACUGGACUGUAUCUGCACAUUACAGCCGCAGCAGGACUCAGGCAGGUCAGGGAUGAUCUGCAUACUGCUGGUAGCCGGACACGGCACGGUGUUAGACACACAAAUCAAGAAUGAUGUCACCGGGUUCUACAGCCACCUGACUGGAGUCCCAAAGGCUUUGCUUCCAGGGAUCGGUGGGAAGAAGAUCCUUGACUUCUGGUGGGAAACAGUCAACAUGAGACAAAUCUUUACUGAGGUGUAUCUGGUCACCAACGCAGACAAAUAUAAGCACUUCGAGCGCUGGGCCACAGCCAAUGACUUCCCGGUGGAAAACGUGGUGAACGAUGGCAGCACCACGUUAGAGGACCAGCUCGGGGCCGUAGCUGACCUGGAACUGGUCAUUCAGAGUCGAAAGCUGCAGGAUGAUGUGGUGGUGAUUGCUGGAGACAUGCUGUGUGCAGACCAGAACUUUGACAUUGCUCAAGUUAUUCGCUUUUUCAGGUCAAAGCCUGGAGAGCUGAUCAUCUACUACGAGAUGGAGGAAAGUGAAAGACGUAGCUCCAGGGGGAUUGUGGAGGUCUGUCCUGAGACCCACAGGAUAACUGGAUUUGUGGAGAAACCUGAGGAAGGACGGACUGCGUCACGGCUGGCCAGUGUGGUGUUUUACUGCAUCCAGAGAGAAACCCUGUCCUACAUGUCAGACUUCCUUCACCUGCAGCCUCAAACCUCAAACAAGACCUUUGGACAGUUCUGGGAGUGGUUCAUCAAUGAGAAACGACAGGACGUGUUUGGAAUGAAGCUUCCUACUGGUUUCCAGCUCAUUGGACAAGUGGGCCUGUCAGACUACACAAAGUGGCUCAGUCAUUACUCCAACAAGAAGCAAGAGAACUGCAGUGAACCAAUCAUGUGUCGUUCAUACGCCAGGGUGGGAUUAAUAGGAAACCCCUCAGACGGCUUCAAUGGGAAAACUAUAGCUAUGACCAUCUCUAACUUCUGGGCUGAGGUUACUCUGCUGGAGAGCCAGACUUUGGUCUUGGUCCCUCACCCACUGAAUGACCCGACAGAAUUUGGCAGUCUUCAGGACCUGUUCUGUAUCAGCAGGCAGGAGGGAUAUCUGGGAGGUCUGCGUCUGCUGCAGGCUACAUGUAAGAAGUUCUACCAAUUCUGCUCCAAAAGAGGAAUUGCUUUGACGAAGCAGAACUUCACUCUGAAGUACGACACCAACAUUCCUCGGCAAGUGGGCCUUGCUGGAAGCAGUGCCAUUAUUUCAGCUACUCUGAAGUGUCUUAUGAAAUUCUACAAGAUCACAGACAAUGAUCUUCCUAAACCAGUUCGAGCCAACUUCAUCCUCAGUGUGGAGACUGAUGAGCUGUUCAUCACUGCUGGCCUGCAGGACAGAGUUGUGCAGGUCUGUUUACACUGAUGACUGUCUGGGCUCUGGGAAUCUGAAGAUGGUUCAGCUGGCAAAGCAGUUCGGCACAGCAGUAAAAUUACCAGGCAGUGGGGGGGCUGUAGUGGGCCUGUGUCUGGACCAGGACAAACUGGUGGAGAUGAGGCAGGCUUUCCAGGAGGCAGGUUGUGUGUUCUGCAUCAUCACACCCUACAACCCAUGUGUCGGUUCUGUCCGAGGUCCACGCUGACCUCACACACCUGUCACUGCUUGGUCAGACCACCUGAGGCUCACAGUCCUCAGUCAGACAGCACUGCCCCCCCCCCCCACAUAUAAAUAAAUCAGAAAACAACAAAUCAGUACUUUGACUCGAUUAGUUUUUAUCAAAUGGAAGUCUAGAAGCUAAAUGUUGGAAGAAGAAAAUCAUUCUGGUUCUUUAAAUCACAGAAUCCAGCUUUAUAGAAAGCUUAGCAUAAUUUAAUGUGUCAAGUUUUUCUAAACGUGGAAAAUGAUGUCAUUGUUUUCUACAUGUAUGAUAUAAUUCUGUAGAUUUUAUGGACUCGAUCUGUUUUAUUAUGAUUGUAAUUUUUGUUCUGCAAAUAAAAGCUCUUUAUAAACUUGUAA